CCAGUACUGAGUCUGGAUUUCUCUCUCAAUAUUAGGCUUGAAGCACCCAGAAGCUGAUCAGCUCGUGYGUCCCAGCAAUAUCCUUGGACUCACCUGUCCCCUUGCAGAAUGGCAUGCACCUGGUAUUGGCUUGAUAAUGCUGGRCAGUGGGUUGAGUAUGGCAAACAGCAUCCAAUUCAUUGCCCUGCCACGGUCACAUCUGCAGAUCUGGAGAAGGCAUUUUUAGCUAAUCAGAAAGGCACGCUGUUGUUCAGGGCUGGUUCCCAGCAAUAUGAGAUAAACUUUGAAGACAUGGUCCAAAGAAAUUUGAUCUAUGAAACUCGAAGAAGAGUUGUCCGAUUGCCAAAAUUUCUGAAGUCUUCCGAAAGUGGACAACAGAAAAGCAAGCUACACUCAACUUUGACGUAUUCUCUCUAUCCUCCAGAAUGGGACCUGUCUGCACUGCCUGAUAUAGGAUACAAGUUGUUGGAGGUCAGUUACACUUCCAGUGAAUACAAAAAAAUUGAGGGACUAUUUGGGAAGACAAUGAAAGAUUACAGCAUUCGUAGACUGCAGAGGAUCCAGAACCCAACACUUUGGCAAGUUUUUCAGUGGCAGAAGGAGCAGAUGAAGAAGGUCAAGAGAUCAAGUUGGGUGGAUGAGCGGCUCCUGUUYCAUGGCACGAGCCAGGCCCACCUGGCUGCCAUCUGCGAGCAGAAUUUCGACUGGCGGGUCUGCGGGGCUCACGGRACCAUGCAUGGAAAAGGAAGCUACUUUGCCAGAGAUGCCAGUUAUUCUCAUCAGUUCUGUCCAGCCAGCAUUGGUAACCAGAGCAUGUUUGUAGCUCAUGUUCUCGUUGGAGACUUUGUUCGGGGAAACUCGGAAUACCGUCGCCCUCCRCCUAGACCUGAGAAUCCAAACAGGCUCUACGACAGCUGUGUGGAUGACCCAGAGGAUCCUUCCAUCUUUGUCAUCUUUGAGAAGCUUCAGAUUUACCCUGCCUACAUUCUGGAGUAUAGAAAAGAUUAUAGUUGUGUGAUUCUAUAAAGAAUGGCAGAAUUUUCCUUGAACUGACUUUGAGAUAUUUUAUAAAUCUAUUUUUAAAUGUAUGCACAAUUUUAGUAUUUGCUAUGUAUAUCAAAAGUUUCUUUGAGAUGCUAUAGAACUGUUGUAGUGCAAUGAGCCAAGACCAAUACUCUGAAGGAUUUUUGGAUGUAGUUUGUUUGGUGGGGGCUAUUCUGCUAACUGGAAGUGCUACAU
Nothoprocta perdicaria is the source of this 1239-nucleotide messenger RNA. RefSeq names its product poly [ADP-ribose] polymerase 12-like. The record is from RefSeq and is a predicted model, not a curated record. NCBI's taxonomy places the organism in Eukaryota, Metazoa, Chordata, Aves, Tinamiformes, Tinamidae. The transcript is spliced from 7 exons. Gene Ontology annotation, molecular function: NAD+ poly-ADP-ribosyltransferase activity. Bases 109 to 1026 code for a protein of 305 amino acids.